Cololabis saira (Pacific saury) is the source of this 3099-nucleotide messenger RNA. RefSeq names its product AT-rich interaction domain 6 (gene arid6). Gene Ontology annotation, cellular component: nucleus. Gene Ontology annotation, biological process: regulation of transcription by RNA polymerase II. Gene Ontology annotation, molecular function: transcription cis-regulatory region binding. The coding region runs from base 143 to 1966 and encodes 607 amino acids. The transcript is spliced from 6 exons. The record is from RefSeq and is a predicted model, not a curated record. NCBI's taxonomy places the organism in Eukaryota, Metazoa, Chordata, Actinopteri, Beloniformes, Belonidae.
CGCAAACAGAGAUUGCUACCUGACGUGAUGUGACAUGAGCAGGCAGCGGUAGUCAGUCUCCUUUGGUUUCUUUCUUUUAACAUACUCUUAUUCUUUUAACACACUCUUAUUCUCCCACAGGAAACACAGGGGCGACAGAAAAAUGGCACACACAGAAGUCCGAGAGGAAAAACCCAAAGACCCAAUGGAGGACAUCACGGAGGAACAGUUCCUGAAAAAUCUAUACCUUUUUAUGAAGAAAAGAGACACUCCGAUAGAGAGGAUCCCCAAUCUGGGCUUCAAACAAAUUGAUUUAUUUGUGAUGUUCAAGACUGUCGGUGACUUGGGAGGCUAUCAUCAGGUCACUUCUCAUCAGCUGUGGAAGCAAGUGUACAGCGUGCUGGGGGGGAACCCUCGGAGUACAAGCGCGGCCACCUGCACCCGCAGACACUAUGAGAAGCUGCUUCUGCCAUACGAGUGCCACUUGAAAGGAAUAAUGAUAAGCACUGCGCCGCAGCUUCCACCAAGGCCCUGUCGCUACAGCACAGACGAGGACGGCGGCCAGAGACACUCCAAACGGAGGCUGGUACCGGUGCACAUGCCUCUGAGAUUCCAGAGCAUCCAGUCAGACCCCAGCAGGAGUCUGUACCAUCUGCCUCUUCACUACCCUCACUAUUACAACCCAGGACACCCACUCCUCCCCUUGUAUGGUCUUAUCCCGCCUACAUCACUACCGUCACAUGGCUCCCCUGUCCUCAAGCCCCAGUUCCCUUUACAACCACCUAAUCUUUACCCAAGGCACCUGGACUCAGCAGAUGUGGUUAAGGAGCCGCUGGAGCAACUGCGCUACCUGGCAGAGCGUUACAAAACCUCAUCUGGUCUGACGGAGCCUCUGACAGAGCCCCUGAACCUGAGCGUGAAUGCCCAGGAGACCAACAGUAACCCGGUCUCGUCCUUCUCACCUCUGUCAUCCAGCAAGAAUCCAAAGUUUUUGAACAAACCCUCUACACUGUACACCUCUCACCAUUCAGGAUCGCUGAGACAUGAAGGAUCUGAGACACAAGGAGUUGAGGAAAGUGAAGAAGUCACAGCCUUUUCAUAUCAUCCUGAAGAGAGAACGGCUCAAGUUGUUGAAGUCAGAGCCUUCCCACCUUCUGGGAGCCCUAUAUGCAUCUCUCCUCCGACAGUGGAAGCUGACGAAUAUACCUCUGAAAUGGAACAAGGACCCAAUCUUCCAACAACAGACUUUCCAACCAGGCCAGCAGAACACAGAGAGCGGAGUCAGGAAACAAUGGGGUUAACUUUCAGCCAUGAACUGCACAGCCUCCCUCAACAAGAGGAAGGCAGGAUGGAAAUAGAAGUACCGCUAUCUGUGUUCCGUAACUGGCUUAAGCUGUGCAGGUCUUCUGCCAUGUUGCAUGAGCCGAAGGACACUUGUCCUUCUGACCACGAGGAGAUCUUGGGACAAAGGAGCGGGCCUGGUGCAAACAUCCAUCCCCCAAACCUUAUGUUUCACGCGAAUCGCCAACAUCUGAGCUCGGCCGAAGAUCUGAGCAUGAGAGAUGAAUCAAGCCCAGUGUCAAAAAUCCAGAAAAUCAGUCACCAGCACGGUUCCAGCCAGGAGCACAUCACCUUUCACAAGCGUUUACCUUGGGAUGAAGGUCAGAAUAAUGCUUCCAGCUGUGAACUCUGGCCACCUCAUCAGCAAGAUAUGGAUAAGUCGCGCAAAUUCAACUCCAUAGACUUCUGGGAUGCUUAUAAAGAAGAGAUCCUUGCACCCUUCAAUUCACCGAGGAGGGGCUCUAGCCCCCUGGGAGCUGCAGAAAACUUUACCUCUAAAUUCAAUUACGAAAACAAAGUUACUGGAAGGAAGACAACAGAGAUGGAGCCAUCACCACUAAUGCUGAAUCCCAGCUCUACCUCGGUGCUGCACCUCACCACUGACGAGGUCGUGAAGCUGAAGAAAAUCAUCUCAAACUCAUCAUGAAGAUCGUUAUACUAAGUGUGUUCACAUUUGUAGCAACUGCAUUCACUUAGACCUUUCAACAUCCGACAGGCCAAAAGACAACGCAACAAAUGUGGAACAAAAGUUUCAGCAUUAUCAGACAGAUGCGUCAGUCCAUCUGGACUUGGACCGAGACCCUCCUUUCCAUGGGAUCUCUUGUUUGGUUGUGUCCUACCAUAUGGGAGGCAGUGUUUGCACAUUUUAUACCCAACUUGCCGAUGUUCUGUUUUUCCAGCGUGAAUGCAAUAAUCGCAAACUAGAACGAGACCCCAAAAUUGAGUUUUGAUCCCAAUGAUCUGGUGAACUGUGGUGUAGUCCUCGUGUGGCGAAGGCACAGCAAACCAAGACAGGAUCAAAGGGGCCACAGUUCAUUUGAUUUGCAGCAUUGUAUUUUCAGUAGACUUUGACUCCUGAAGGACUAAAGACUGAUGGAUUUGCAGACAGACAGAAACCUGAUAUCGAAAUAUAUCCAACAAUUCUCAAUUUUCAACUCAAUUUUCAUUGUCUUUCCUCCUGCUUUUUAGGCGUGAAGUCAAACUCUUGAGAACAAGCUUAUUUCAAUAAUGAAGUCAGACUGACAUCACAGCUGCACAUGAUGCAGAUUAAAAUAACUUGAGGAAAUAAUUUGCCGUCAAUCUCCAAAACCGGCUUAAUCCACAAGGAAUGUGCUUCUCUUUUAGUCCAAGAACACAGUGUUAUUUUAAGUAUUGGGAUUAGUUGUGUGUGAUUGGAGGUACAAACACGUCAUAGUGGCUGGAUUUGACAGAUACAUUGAAGUUAUUCAUAAUGAGUUGUUUUCAUUCUCAAAAUGCAAAAUAAAUAAAUCAGUCUCCCGUCGCUCCAUUUUUGUUGUUAAAGUAGCAUUAGUAGUGGCAAGAGUUAACAGUUGUCUCGCAAAUGUUAUCAUUUUAUUUGAGCGCUAAUGCAUGUCAGAAAUAUACCUUUGACAAAUUAAAUGUAAUUAAUUUCAUUUAAAAUCAUUCACAUCAUGUAGCAAACCCUGAUUUGAAGAAAUUGUGCAUUACUGACUUCUUUUUUUUAAGGUUUUCUGUAUAGAAAUGAUACUUAAAAGUUUAAGGACUCUUUUCUCCUUUCCUGUUUUUAAAUAAAUCUGU